AUGAGCCAGGUGCCAAAGGGCUUGAAAGAGCACGCCGCCCGACAUAGUCCUGUGGAUGGCGAAGCGGAGGAGGCGGACUUGGGACCAUCAAUGCCGGCGAAAUCGGUUGGGCCCCCGACUUUAGCUGCGCCACCUGUCAAUUGGGAGAAGUCGGAGCUGCUGCAGGAUGAAGCUGCAGCAUCUGGUGCCGUGGCUCCGGCCAUUUCCUUAGAGGUCAAAGGUGCCUCCUCGUCUGCUGGGCUUGUGCUUGCUGUCCUGGCCUUGGACAUCCUUGCCUUUGUGUGCGCUUUGGUUGUAGUCGCUGCCUUGGGUGAUGCUGCGAGUCCUGGCCCCCUUUUCUCCCAGGCCAUGGAUUCUCCUGCGGGUGAGGAGCAGAGCGAGGCAACGGGUUUUCGCGGGAUGCAUUCGGACUCUGAGAGCAGUGCUGUGCGGGAUCAGUUUGCGAUUGAAGUGCUGUGCUAUAGAUCAGUUGAUUGGCAUUGA
Messenger RNA from Symbiodinium sp. CCMP2592, 483 nucleotides. The record is from the annotation of a GenBank genome assembly. Lineage: Eukaryota; Dinophyceae; Suessiales; Symbiodiniaceae.